AAUACCGUGUGGACGUUAGUUGGUGGAAAAAUUACGCGGUGGACAUAUAUUAAAGCAACAAAAAAAUGGAAGUAAAAUUCAUGUACACUAAACAAAAUCCGCAAGAAACAGCAAAUCCAAUUAGUCGAUUACUUUUUGGAUGGAUGAAGGACAUAUUCAUGAAUGGUACUAAAAGGGAUCUCACGUUAUCAGAUCUAUAUCAGCCCUUAAAAUCAGAUACAUCCAAAACAGUCACGGAUCGAUUACAAGAAUUCUGGAACCAGGAACUUCAAAAAUGGGAACAAAAGGAGAAAGAAACGCAUCAUUACACUCAAUCAAGCAAAGGCAACGACUCUCCUCGUUUAGAAAGAGCUUUGAUUCGUACAUUUUGGAAAGAAUAUAUCUGCAUUGGCCUCCUAUUCUCACUUCAAUUCACAAUUCUAAUUGUAUUGAGCCCAAUUAUAGUGUCGUGGAUUAUCACCUAUUUCAGAAUCAGUAAUGACAUCAAACCCAUCACAAAAAAUGAAGUUUUAACUUAUGUUGGUUAUCUAAUAACGUGCCUAGUAAUUUCAGUGUUUAUUUUGCAUCAUUCUACUCUACUAUCACGAAAGAUAGGCAUGAAGAUGAGGAUCGCUUGUUGCUCGUUAAUUUAUAGAAAAAUAGUAAGGCUUAGUAAAAAUUCCUUGUCUCAAAUCAGUUCUGGUCAGGUGGUAAAUCUUCUCAGCAACGAUGUCAGUCGCUUCGACGAAUUAACUUAUUAUUUAAACUUUCUCUGGAUAACGCCCAUUCAACUUACCGUCGUGACCGUGAUAAUGUGGCACAAAAUAGGAGUUCCAAGUAUAAUUGGUAUCGGAGCUCUUUUGCUAAUGACUCUUCCGACUCAUUUUGUAUUUCUUGCGAUGACCCGACGAUUUAGGAAAGUUGCCGCUUUCUUCAUGGAUAAAAGAAUGCAGCAUAUGAAUGAACUUAUAAGUGGUAUUCAGGUAAUCAAAAUGUACGCCUGGGAAAAACCAUUUGAGAAGAUCGUUACAGCUGCACGUUCCAUUGAAAUCAAGAAAAUAAGAAAUACUUCAUACAUUCGUGCAGUAUAUCUGGCCCUUAUGGUUUUUACAAAUCGUAUAAUUCUGUUUCUAACUCUCUUAUCGUACGUUCUACUGGGAUACGAUCUACGGCCAGAAAUAACGUUCAUGUUGUCUAGCUACUUCGAGAUCCUUCAGCUCACAACCACGCUAUUCUUUCCUCAAGCUCUUCUAAUGGCUGGAGAAACAUUGGUGUCCAUUAAAAGAUUAGAAAAAUUUUUAUUAUUAGAAGAACGAUCAAAUGAAGGAAGGAUGCUCGGCCAAACUCAUCCAAGCGGAGUCUUAAAGUUUAAGAGAAGAAAGGCAAAGGAAGAAAAUGUAGAAUCUAUUAGAAUAAUGAAUGGAAACCAAAAUUUGAAUUUAAACAAUGUUGAUGAACAAGUACAAGUUUCGAUAGUAUUGGAACGAGUAUCGGCGAACUGGGUGCCCAAGCAACUGCCGCCCACUUUGUGUAACAUUUCUAUGAAGAUUGAAAAUGGGGAAUUGUGUGCUUUGGUGGGCCCAGUAGGCUCAGGAAAAUCUUCGAUUUUACAGCUUCUAUUAAAGGAACUUCCUUUGGGAGCUGGAAGGGUAAAACUAUAUGGUAAACCAUUUCAAGAUGUUGAUUACGACAAAGAAGGGUACGCGACAAAUAUUCCGAAUUUGAGGAUUUCUUACGCCAGUCAAGAAGCUUGGCUUUUCUCUGGAUCUGUUAGAGACAAUAUUCUCUUUGGACAACCUUAUGACAAGGACAGAUACAUGGCUGUAACGAGAGCUUGUGCUCUCACAAAAGAUUUUCAGCAACUCCCUUAUGGUGACAUGAGCAAUGUAGGAGAAAGCGGGUCCUCUUUAUCCGGAGGACAAAAGGCGCGAAUAAAUCUGGCACGAGCCGUUUACAGAAAAGCGGAUAUCUAUUUAUUAGACGAUCCUUUGAGCGCAGUGGAUUCACAUGUGGCUAAACAUCUCUUCCACAGGUGUAUCAAAAACUACCUUCAUGGAACGACCAGAAUUUUGGUCACCCAUCAAUUGCAAUUUAUCAAACAGACGGACACCAUUGCAGUAUUGGAUCGUGGUUGCAUAAGCAUGUAUGGAACGUAUGCAGAAUUAUCCAAAUUUAACGAAAACUUUGUAAAUAUGAUGAAUCGCAUUAAAACAUCAACGGAAGCUAGAAAAGAGAGUGAAAUUGUAGAAGCUUCUGAGAACUCCUUUGCGGAGAAGAGACCCAGUAGAAGUGGUAUCCGUAGAUUGUCUUCUGUAGUAUCCACUAACAGUAGCGUGGUUUCCUACAACUAUGAAGACAAAACAUCAGCGCCAGAUAAUGAUGAAGCCAUGGCAUCAGGUCGUGUCUCCAACAAAGUUUACAAGAAAUACUUUCAAUACGGUGGCUCCAUUUAUGCACUACUCACUUUAUUAUUUACCUUAAUUAUAUCCCAAGUAGCAACUAGUGGAAACGAUUAUUGGGUGUCCUAUUGGACGAACCUUGAAAUCAUAAGAAAUUCCUUAAAUGGAAGCCAACCAUUUAAACCUCAGUAUUCGGUUUACUUAAUGAAUAACACGAUACUGUCGCAUGUGUUCACUUUGGACAAAUAUGGUCUCUUAACUACAUCUAACGCUAUAUAUGUGUAUACCUUUUGCAUCAUAGCCUGCAUUGUGACAAUAUUCGCUAGGAAUAUAUCCUUCAUGAAGAUUUGCAUGAACGCUAGUAAAAAUCUUCACGACAUGAUGUUCUCUAACAUAUUGCAAGCGACGAUGACCUUUUUCCAUCGUAACGCUUCUGGAAGGAUUUUAAAUAGAUUUUCCAAGGAUAUGGGUUCCAUGGAUGAAAUAUUGCCGAAGGUGAUGUUAGAGACCAUCCAAGUAUUCCUUGUGAUAAUCGGCAUUAAUUUCAUGGUAGUAGCCAUGAAUUAUUGGAUGCUCAUUCCACUAACGGUAUUUCUUAUUCUAUUUUAUUUUACAAGGAAUACGUAUCUAAGAACCGCUCAAAGUAUGAAGCGUCUUGAGGGUAUAGCAAAGAGUCCAAUAUUCUCCCAUGUAAACGCUACAUUAAAUGGAUUGACCACUAUCAGAAGCAGUGGUUCGAAUAUCGUGGAGUUAGUGCAAAAACAGUUCGACGAUUUACAAGAUGUGCAUACAGGUGCAUGGUGCAUGACCAUAAGCAUCCCCGAAACUUUUGGACUGUAUAUAGAUUUUGUCGCGAUAAUGUUCGUUGCGUGUGUCUGCUUGUCUUUUAUCCUAGUGGAUACAGGUAACGUCCUUGGUGGUAACGUUGGUUUAGCUAUAUCGCAGUCGUUAAUUAUAGUUGGCACUUUGCAACACGGGAUGAGACAAAGUGGCGAAAUGAUAGCUUACAUAACAUCUGUAGAGAGGAUCUUACAAUAUAUUAAUUUGCCUAAGGAAGAUCCAUGGACCAGCGACAAUCCACCACCAGCAGAUUGGCCAAAACAUGGACAAUUGGAUCUGAAGAAUGUUAGCAUGAAAUAUGACGAAGAUGAAACUCCUGUAUUAAAGAACUUAAAUUUGACGAUAGAAGCGGGAUGGAAAGUUGGUGUCGUAGGUAGAACUGGCGCAGGGAAAUCGUCUUUAAUAUCAGCGCUUUUCCGGCUAUUUGCCGCAGGAUUGCAAGGAGAGAUUAAAAUUGAUGGGAGAGAUAGUAGUACAUUAGGUUUGCAUGAGUUACGUUCGCGAAUAUCGAUUAUUCCUCAACACCCAUUUUUGUUCUCCGAAUCAUUGCGUUACAAUCUGGACCCAUCUCAUAUUUAUAAUGACGUGCUACUAUGGGAUAGUCUUCGACAGGUCGAAUUGAACAACCUUGUACUGGACCAAAGGGUAAUGAAUGGCGGAAGUAAUUUGAGUAUUGGACAGAGGCAGUUGAUAUGCUUGGCUAGAGCAAUUUUAAGAAACAACCGAAUAUUAGUCUUGGAUGAGGCUACAGCUAAUAUCGAUACGCACACGGAUGAACUAAUUCAAAAAACCAUAAGGACGAGAUUUGCUGACUGUACUGUCAUUACAAUUGCUCAUCGUCUGCAUACUAUUAUUGAUAGUGACAGAAUUAUAGUAAUGGACAACGGUUACAUAGCGGAAUUCGGUUGUCCUCAUGAAUUAUUACGAGACAAGCCCGAAGGAAUUUUCUCCAAAAUGGUAAACAACACAGGAGUAACUAUGGCACAAUCUCUUCGGGAGCAAGCACACCUGGCUUAUUUAAAGAACACUAGAGAAAUAAGUUUGGAAGACGAUACGACAAAUAUAAUCGCGCAGAGCUCUCUUUGAAAAGUCUCAAAAUUAAAAAAUCUCGUGAUGUAAGAAAUACAUAUAAUGCAAUGAUUAGGGUAGAUAAUUAAAGACUAUUUGAAAUUUCUCGUAUUUAUUUAAAAUUGAAAGUAUCGAUACAAACGUGUGCUCAAGGAAAAUCAAUAAUUCUUUCUUCUCUUCGCACUUAUAUUCCUCGCCUCUGCAUUUCACCACAAUCACUUCGUCGUUAGAGUAACAGUUUAUGAACUGUAAUUGCAUCAUCGAUAUAAUGACAUAGAGUUUCAAGAAAAUGAAUUGGAGAAACAUGAUUGCGUAAAUGUGAAUUAAUAAAGAUUAAAAUACAUUUCUGCAAAGAA
Molecule: messenger RNA, 4642 nt
Organism: Bombus pyrosoma
Lineage: Eukaryota; Metazoa; Arthropoda; Insecta; Hymenoptera; Apidae
Product: ATP-binding cassette sub-family C member 4-like
Exons: 16
Coding region: 66-4304 (1412 amino acids)
Biological process (GO): transmembrane transport
Cellular component (GO): membrane
Molecular function (GO): ABC-type transporter activity; ATP binding; ATP hydrolysis activity
Source: RefSeq, a predicted model, not a curated record